Adineta steineri is the source of this 876-nucleotide messenger RNA. The record is from the annotation of a GenBank genome assembly. Lineage: Eukaryota; Metazoa; Rotifera; Eurotatoria; Adinetida; Adinetidae.
AUGAAAAUCAUAUUAAAAGCAAAUAAUAUUUUAUUUUUAUUUUUUUCAAAACAAAUCAAUGCUUUUCUUACUGAACAACCAUCACCAGUCCUUUCAAUUAUAUCAUGUCCAACAAAAUCAUUAUCACAGAAAAUAUGUUUUGUUUUUAGUGGACAAUGUCCACAAUUAUAUGAAAGUGAACCUUUAUUUAAUAAAUGGAUUCAUUUAAUUGAUGGAGAAAUGACAAAAAUUAAUAAUGAAUCUCGUAUUAAUAAUACAAAUAUUGCUCAACCAACAUUAUUUACUAUACAAGUUGCAUUAACAGUUUCAUUUAUUUCAUGGAAUAUUUAUCCAUCAUCUAUAAUAUCACAUAGUGCUGGUGAUCAAGCAGCUGCUUUUGUUGCUGAUCGUUUAAGUUUAGAAGAAGCUGUUCGUAUGUUAGCUGUUUCAAUGGGUGAAGAAGAAACAGAAAAUAAACUUUUGAAAGGUAUUGAACAUCUGGCUUGUAUUGCUGUUGUUAAUAGUUCUCGUUCAGUGACAAGAAGUAGUGAUGAAAAACAACAAAUACUUUCAAUCUCUUAUCCAAAUGUACUUGAAGCAUGUGUUGAUGAAGCAGCAAAUGUUUUUCUUGAAAUUUCACUACAUCCAGUUUUAGCAAAAUCAAUUCGUGAAUGUUAUGAAUUAACAAAUCAACAACAAUCAUCACCACUUAUUCUUCUAACAUUAAAAAGAAAAGAAAAUGAACAAAUAAUAUUACUUACUAGUUUAGCACAACUUACAACACCAUCUCAUGUAUGGAAACAAUAUUUUCAUACUCGUCAAAUUUUACCUAUGAAAAAUUAUGAAGAAUAUUUUGAUAAUUUUCCAUUAUAUAAAUUUCAUCUGAGUCCAUGUUAA